This is a messenger RNA of Paramuricea clavata, 1072 nucleotides long. Lineage: Eukaryota; Metazoa; Cnidaria; Anthozoa; Malacalcyonacea; Plexauridae. The record is from the annotation of a GenBank genome assembly.
CUAUACUCAACAUGUCUCAAUUGAUGUUCCGAACGAUUAGGAGAAGAGGAGAGAUAUUAUGGAAAUACAUCGAUUUCGUGGUUUAAACUUAUAUUUAAGUUCGGGAUACUAAACUGGAAUUCAAACUCUUAAAGACUUUACAAGAAGAACGAGAAAUACUUUUAUAUGCAAGUAGAAAUUCGAAGGAAGUUUACAACAACGAUACGAUUUGACGGGAAUUAAUCAACCAUUAAUAACAGGUGGAAAAAACGAAAUUAGAAUGGAGAAAGAAGGAAGAGUUAAAAAAGUUUCUUCCAGUAGAGAAAAGGAUUCGUUGCAGGGUUUCCCCCUUGAUCUUAAUUUAUUGCAUCUGCAAAAUUCAAGAAAUCGAGAACAAAUAGAUUAUCCUCGUAUGGCAUUCAACAAUUCAUCAGCAUUUUCUCCACGAAACAAACCAAACAGCUUAACAAAGAAAAAUAAAGCAGCGAAAUUGAGAUAUUCCAAAUCAUUUGCGGUUCCAACUUUAUUGUCGGACGAGCCAUUGAUGAGCAAAGAGAAAGCGAGACGGAGUGUGAGUGUGCCAGAUACAUUAGACCUUCCAUCGUAUGGCUUAGAAAGAUUUAGUUUUGAAAGACCUAUAUACCAAAAUAGUAAAACAACAUUUUAUGAUAACACGGAAGAGCAAAAUGUUGUUGAUGAUAAUUUACACCUGAGUUUCAAAUUACCUGCUAUACGCAUCAAUUCUACACACUGUGGAAAACAAGGAUUGCAUAACAAAAAUAAGACUGCAUCAACAGCUGGAAUAGACUUUCGUCUUCCAUAUGUAAAAAAUCCAAAGUUCCACGGUUAUUAAGGAAGGUCCGUGUCUGUGGAGUUUCAGUUGUAACGUGUAACGUGUAACGUGUAGUGUGUAAUAGUCAACGGUCUAUGUACAGGCUAUUGGCAUCCAGGCGUAUCGUAUUAAUGUGAAGAACCGAUCCUUAAAUAUAAUAUUUUGUUUAAAACAUAUACAGUUAUUGUAACAUUGAAAAUAAAACUAUGAUGGAAUUAUGGAAACUCAGAAUAAUUCAUUUUUAUUUUCAUUGGUGGUGGC